GCUUUUUAACACUAGAUGAUAUAGUUGCGAGAAAUGAUGAGGGAUUAACACCAAUACUCGAAAAUGCUUUAUCUAAACGACAAAAUAUUCCAUUCAUGGCUAUUGAGAAUGAAGGAUCAACUGAAAAGAUAAAUGGAAUGUACCGCUAUGUAUUGCGUCUUUAUGGUUGUCUUAUUAAUGGACAAAAGGCACUAGUAACCCUUACAGGCAUUCAGGUUUUCUUUGACAUUCUCAUACCAAACGGAAAGACUCCAGAUAAAUGUGAAGAAAAAGAUAUAGAGACGCAAUCACGAGAGCUGGGUGAAUUUGCUGAAGUCCUUGAUCUGAAUAAUAAUGUUUUUACGAUUGGCAUGACACUGCAUUGGAAAGAUGAUCCAAAACCACUAAAGCAAAUAUGUCUUAUCGACGUUGAGACAGAACCAGAUCCACGAUGUAUCACGAUCAUAUGUGGAAACCAAGAAAAUCUACUGAAAAGAGCCUAUCAUCUCAACAUACUCGAAUGGAUGUGGGAGCGAAUAACAGGAAAGUUUGAAACAAAAGAAGAAAUUAUAAAGUGGAAAUAUCAUGGUAAGAUAGGAGCAAAAUCUGAAAAUGCUUUUGUAAAAAAGUAUCCUGUUAAGUCUCCCGAGGAAGGGGAAGAUGAUCCAGAGGAAAAGGAAUUGUGUCUCAAAAAAUGUUAUCCCUCUUCUGAAGUCGAAAAGAAAGGUUCGUUAAAAUUCUUCUUAAAAAAAUGUAGUCUUGAUGAUAAAGCUGACAUGCCAUAUAAUGAAAUACGCACUGCGUUGUCAGGAGCUAUUGGUAAAACUAAGUACGCUUAUGCCGUUAAACAAGAUAUAGUUUUUAGCACGAGAGUAUGUAAAAAUAUAGAAAAAGGGAAAUUUCCUGACGCAUACGUUUUUCCGCCUAAAAAAGGUAUCGAGAAGGAAAGGCCAGUAACUGGUCUAGAUUUUGCUUCAUUAUAUCCUAGUAUUAUCAUGGCAUAUAACCUCUCCCCAGAAAAAUUUAUAUUUAAUCCAAAGGAUGCUGGUAUUGCGCAAAAUAAUGGAAAUGACUUACAUAAGAUUGAGUUUUCGUUUAAUAAUCAUAUUGAUUUAUUUAACAAGAGGUUGGAACUUAAAGCACGUCUAGUCCCACUAGGAAAGAAAAGGCAACAUCUUGGGAAGAUUAUAAGUUCAGCUAAAGAAAGAGGCAAAAAGAUUCCAGAAAGCUUAAAUUUAGAAUACUCAUCCGUAUGCUUCGAUUACGAUUAUUGGGAUUCGAAGCAAAAAGCUUUAAAGCGGGAAAAUAUAACCUUAAUCUUGUUGCUAAAUUCGUAUCAAAGAAAGGAUAAAUAUUAUGAAAAAUGCGAUGAAGCCCUCUCCAGAAAAGAUCUUUCUAAAGAAGCGCACUGGACUGAAAUGGUUAAAAUUACUAUGGAUGUGAUGAGAAAGUUACGUGAUCAAGUAAACGCUUAUCUUAGGAUAAAAAGUGAGACGUCCUAUCUAAAGAUAGCAUACGAAGAGGUAUUAUUUUCCGUCUGCUUUGCCAGUAAAAAGAAGUACUUUGGGGUUAGGCAUGAAGAUGUAGUAAACUUUAAGCCGAAAACCCUUUUCAUGAAAAGGAUAGAUACUGUAAAACAAGGGAAAUCCCAGCUUCUCAAAUUCAUUGGAGAGAAGAUUAUGAGGGAGGCUAUAGAUAUAAAUAAUACCCGCUUAAUUAAUGAAAUUGUUAAAAAUACUCUUAGAGAAGCCUAG
Funneliformis geosporum is the source of this 1733-nucleotide messenger RNA. The record is from the annotation of a GenBank genome assembly. NCBI's taxonomy places the organism in Eukaryota, Fungi, Glomeromycota, Glomeromycetes, Glomerales, Glomeraceae.